AUGGAGCAGGAACAGGGGAUACGCAUAGCAUCUUUCGCGUAUGCGUGCUCAUCGUGCUCAGGAACACUAGGCAAACGGCCAACGCAGCAAAUAGCACAGCACGUGUGUCCCCAUCAACACAGAGCAGUCAGUAGCCGUUCGAAGUCCUUCGCCUUCAAAUGCAGCGGUUGUGGUCUCAGCUUUUCGUCACGAAAGGGGCGGGAUAACCACGAAAGCGCACACCGACGCCAAGAAGCCCGUGAGCGCCUGACCACUAGUCGAAGAUCUUCGAACUGCGCCAUACAACCUCCCUGUGAGGAGAUCUCUGCCACAGAGACAUACAAGACCGCCAAUGACGCCAAGGUCCACUGCUCGGUGCCCCCUGGCCACAGCGAGCACGACAGCUAUCCCCACUCGGAACAAGGCUCCCCUAACCCACUACACACAUUCCCCGAUGCGCCAUCCGAGGAAGAAGCAGGUGACGCACUGAGCGAUCCAAUGACACGCAACUCGGAAAACAUGGCGGAACUACUCCCACCAAAUGCUGCAAGCCAGGACGAGGUCACCAUGCCACCCUCCCCGGGUGCACGGAUUCAGGACUCACCACCGCCAACACCAUCCCAUGCCUCUCAGCUAGGUAAAGGAGACGCAGACAGUGCCAGGCAAGAGAUAGAUGGUGCUGAAGAAACCACCGACCGUCAGUGCAACACUGCAGACAGCCGCUACCCCUUGGCUGAGCACCUCAAAAACAUUCAACACCUGUCCAGAAAACCGGAAAAUGAAGAAACCUGGAAGGAGUUCGACGAAAUUCUCACCCACGCUGAGGAAGCUGUUACACGUCAUGUGCGACUCCCCGAAGCCGCAGACCGCACACGUCCUCCAGUCAACCCGGAAAACCCGAAACAAAUCCAGGCCUUACACAGGAGAAACCGACGACAGGCCGUUCGCCUCAUCACGCAAGGGAAGCCCACACCCUGUGAUCUUCCGCAGGCGGAAGUGGCAGAGUACUCCCAAAAAAUAUGGAGCGAAAAGACUGCUGACAUAAGCCCGCUGCACGACAGGCGACGUGCACAGGAAGAAGUGUCGCUCCACAAGCUCACAGCCGAGGAGGUGUUGAAAACGCUUAGAAAGUGCGAGAACACCACCCCAGGGGACGACAGACUGACGUACAACCAUUGGAAGGCGGCGGACCCCGACUGUCGGGUAGUAGCAGCAGUCUUCAACACCUGCAUGAGAUUCCGUCGGGUGCCCCGACAAUGGAAGAGAUCCCGGGUCGUACUGAUACACAAGAAGGGAAGCCGUGAGGACAUUUCCAGCUGGCGUCCAAUAUCCCUGAUAAGAACAAUCGCCAAGUUGUACACCGGCUGUCUCGCAUCCCGAGUGCUCCAAUGGGUGAUGGACAAUGAGGUGAUAUCGAAAUGUCAAAAAGGCUUCAUGCCAUACGACGGUGUGCUAGAGCACAACUUUGUGGUCCAAGAGCGGCUAGAACGGGCGAGAACCACGAAGACGGACCUCUACGCGGGAUUCCUAGACUUUUCCAAUGCGUUCGGAUCAAUCCCCCACCACGUGCUGACAGAAGCCGCAGGCGCCGCCGGGGCUGGACAAGCAUUCUGCGACAUCAUCGGGGACCUGUACCGAGACAACGAGGCCACAGUCGUAUGCCACAAUGGAACCACGGACUACAUACCCGUCAAGGCUGGCAUUCGACAGGGCUGUCCCAUCAGUGGUCUCCUCUUCAAACUCGUUGUCGACGUGAUCGUCAGGAAGGUCCAGGGGAUGAACGAGGAGCACAACAUCCUCACCUAUGCUGAUGACCUGACGCCCCUCGCCGACACAGCCGAGGCAUUACAAGCACGCAUCGACACUGUAGAGUGCAUCGCAGGAAGCAUUGGACUAAAACUGAAUCCAUCAAAAUGCAGGACCCUGCACAUGUCAGAAAAACAUCCCGUCGGCCUAAGGCACUCACUCUUCACAGUGCGAGGGACCCCCAUCCCUCCCAUACAGGAUGGGGAAACCUUCAACUACCUGGGACGCCCUGUGGGUUUCAACGUGAUGCCGGAUGGAUCGACAAUAACCGAAGCGAUUGAACUCGGCCGAAAGCUCCUCGAAUCGCUCCUGGCACCAUGGCAACGCUUGGACGCCGUGAAGACGUUCCUCUACUCCGGCCUUAAUUUCGCAAUGCGGAUGAGGUGUAUCAACAAAACGGAAUGGAAACGCCUUGACGAUGCCAUGCGCCCACUGAUAAACAGGACACUCCAUGUUCCCGAGUCCGCCUCUACCGACUACAUCCACGGAAGCUCCCAAGGAGGCGCCUGUGGUAUCCCUGACGCGGCCGAGCUGAGCAACUUAUGUCGCAUCGACACGGCAUACAAACUUCUGACAUCCCCAGAUCCUGCAGUCGCGAACCUGGCAGCCUCCACUCUCUCCAAUGCGGCAUUAAGACGCGCUCAGACUGGCACCACAGCACCUGACGUCGCCGCCUACCCCUCCGGGGCCGGAGGCAUCUUCGACGGGCCUUCACGCGGUAUAAGAAACACCUGGACGGAAGCAAGGAAAGCGUCGAAGAGGGCAUCGGUCAUGUGGGAGUUCAGAAACGAAGGGCCCCACUUGACAAAAGGCGAAGUAACCAUCGGCCCAGCGCAGCGGAACGAGGUAAUAUCUACCCUGCGUCGCCAGCUCACAGCCACACGAGACAACCAGCUCCGGUCCCUUCCAAGCCAAGGCAAAGUGCUUGAAUGUGUCGCCCUCGACCGAUCAAGCUCUCAGUUCAUGAGGACAGGCAUGUUCACGCGCUUUGCUGACUGGCGCUUCAUCCACCUGGCCCGCCUCAACCUGCCUCCACUGAAUGGCGCACGACCCUGGGACAACGGAGAUUAG
Molecule: messenger RNA, 2856 nt
Organism: Ornithodoros turicata
Lineage: Eukaryota; Metazoa; Arthropoda; Arachnida; Ixodida; Argasidae
Exons: 1
Coding region: 1-2856 (951 amino acids)
Source: RefSeq, a predicted model, not a curated record